This is a messenger RNA of Trichobilharzia regenti, 1620 nucleotides long. The record is from the annotation of a GenBank genome assembly. Lineage: Eukaryota; Metazoa; Platyhelminthes; Trematoda; Strigeidida; Schistosomatidae.
AUGUUGACUUGUUGUUUCUAUUUCAAAUUGUUGAUUAUUUCGUCUAUUUCUCUUCUAAGUACAAAAUGUUUACCAAUUCUGUUAUAUAACAAGGUAUUUAUACCAGUUGAUCUUGGUGGGUUUGCUAAUGUGGAUUAUCCCCUCUGGGGAUUUUCUUCCUUUACUAUCCUUACAUAUUAUAAACCUUAUGAUUAUAAGAAACAUGUUUAUCCACAUCACUAUUAUUAUUAUUAUUAUGCUCCAAAGUCAAAAACACAUAAUAAACAAAAAUUAUUAGUACAAUCGUCAUUGUCUUCAGUAACCCAACCACCGUCACCGUCUUCAUCACUCACGUAUAAAAACAAUGCACCUUAUAAAAAGCAAUAUGUCCAGAGUUCUCAGCAUCAUAAAACCUCAUUGAACUAUUACAACAGUCAUACCAAGAAGAAGGAAAAGGGGAAGGAAUCAGUGGAGAAUAAUAUUAUUACUCCAGUCAAUUAUUGUAAUAAAUAUCAUCAUGGAUAUAAUCAUCAAAAGAAUCGUUGGACGCCUAUUAUUUAUCAUGAUCAGAAAAGAAAGAAUCGAUUAAGUCAUCAUUACUUGGGUAGUGUAAAGAGAUUAAAUUAUAGGCAUGAAAGAAGUGAAUACAAUUAUCCAACACAAAAAUAUAUCAAUAAAAGGUAUAAAAAUGUUAAUGACAAAACUACCUACAAUAUUGCUGGAUAUAAACUCAAGAAUUCGCAAUACGAUAAGUAUAAUAAUGGGAAAUUAAAGUAUGCUGAAGCGAAAUUUGAUGAUAGUACUGUUGGUAGAAAAGAUACCUACGAUGUUGGAAGAUAUCAGUCGAAGGAUUUGGAAUAUGAUAAACGUAACAAUGAAGGGAUAAAGUAUGAUAGAGUCAAGUCUGGUGACACUCUUGAUAGAAAAGAUACCAACGAUGUUGGAAGAUAUCAAUCGAAGGACUCCGAAUAUGACAAACUUAACGACGAAGGGAUAAAGUAUGAUAGAGAAAAGUUGAUUAACACUCAAGAUGAGAAACGUACCUAUGGUGUUACACGACAUAAACCGAAGGAUUUGGAAUACACAAGGCAUACUGAUGAAGACACAGAGUCUCAUAAACCAAAAUCUGAUAACAAAUAUGAAGAAGAAUACAAGAGUAAAGGAUACGAUUCUCAUCAACGUGAAGAUACGCAUAAAACACAUCUUCUUACCCCUAAAAUAUCACGAAUUAGCUACAGUUAUGAGAAACCCUCUCCUAAAGGUAAAAAUAUAAAGCCUAACAAACACCAAUCCAAUAAUUAUAAAUUGUCAACAGACUAUGAGAAAAUUGAUCACGACAAACCUUUACCUGCUUAUGCUGAACCAAAAUAUGCAAUUUUAUAUGAUGAAAUUAAAAGCAGUAGAGGAAGCCAUGUUGAAUCAAGGAAAAAAUAUAAAAAACUAAAAGAAAAAGAAGAAGUAGUAGGAUUACGCAAAAUGAUGAAAAAACGCACUUAUAAUCAAAAGUCUCCUAAUAAAAAGUCAAAUACCAAUGCCAAGAAGGAAGGCAAAUCAAAACCGAAAGAUAAGAAGAGUGAUAAGAAAAAUGAACGUAGAAAAGAUCGUGACAGCAUACUUAUGGUAGUUAAUGAAUACACAUAA